CAGCUGUGUAUUUCGCCUCGAAAUUCAUAGUGGUGCACGCACGUGUUUGUAUUUUCUACAAAAUUGUUUUAUUGUGAAAAUUUUAACUUAUAUUCGUGCGCAAGAUGGGCAAGAAGAACAAGGGCAGCACGCCCAACCUGGGACGGACGCUGAUCAAAGAUCGUUUUGGCCACACACAGCGUCGCAAGGUGGACAACGACACAAUGCUGCACACCACAGAGCUGCAGGACGGCUACGACUGGGGACGUCUCAAUCUGUCGUCGGUGACGGAGGAGUCCUCGUUUCAAGCAUUCCUGCGCACAGCCGAGCUGGCUGGAACAGAGUUCCAGGCGGAAAAGCUGAACAUCACUUUUGUGAAUCCCAAGCAACGUGUGGGGCUGCUCAGCAAGACCCAGGAGCAGCGAAUGCAUCAGAAGCAUCACGAGCAUCGUGAACAUCUGAAGGUUCCACGUCGCCCUAAAUGGGACAAGAAUACCAGUGCCGAGGAUCUGGAGCGGGCCGAGAACGAGGCGUUCCUCAACUGGCGGCGUGACCUCGCACUGCUGCAGGAGGAUGAGGAGAUCCUAAUGACGCCUUACGAGAAGAAUCUCGAGUUCUGGCGCCAGCUCUGGCGCGUAGUGGAGCGCUCCGACGUCGUCGUGCAAAUCGUCGACGCACGCAAUCCCCUGCUCUUCCGCAGCACCGACCUGGAGAGCUACGUGAAGGAGGUGAAGUCCACCAAGAUGAAUAUGAUUCUGGUGAACAAGUCGGAUCUGCUGACGGAACAGCAGCGCAAACAUUGGGCUGAAUACUUUGACUGCGAGGGCAUCCGCACUGCCUUCUACUCUGCCACGCUUGUGGAGGAGGAGCUCAAGCGAGAGGCGGAGGCCGCCCGCCAGGAGUCCUUUCCCGAGCUCAAAGAGCUGCGCGAGGCUGCCGAUGAGAUCCAGCAGUCGCUGAACAAGGUCGAGGGCGCACUCGAUGCCAUCGAACGAAAGCUGCAGCCGGAGGAAGUGGAGGAGGAGCUGCUUGGCGACAAAAACAGUCCUCGUGUGCUCUCCCGCACGGAGAUGAUUGAGUUUCUGCGGCGCAUCUACACAGGGCCCCGCCACACGGAUCAGCAUGUCACCAUCGGCAUGGUCGGCUAUCCCAAUGUGGGCAAGAGCAGCACCAUCAAUUCCCUGAUGACAGUCAAAAAGGUGUCGGUGUCGGCCACACCCGGCAAGACCAAACGCUUCCAGACUCUGUAUCUGGACAACGAUAUCAUGCUGUGCGACUGCCCGGGCCUGGUCAUGCCCAGCUUUGUGCUGACCAAGGCGGACAUGCUGUUGAACGGCAUACUGCCCAUCGAUCAGAUGCGCGACCAUGUGCCCGCCGUCAAUCUGCUGUGCGAGCGCAUACCGCGCCACGUUCUCGAGGACAAGUAUGGCAUUGUGAUAGCCAAGCCCGUCGAGGGCGAGGACAUGGAACGUGUUCCGCACUCCGAGGAGCUGCUCCUCGCCUACGGAUACAAUCGGGGCUUCAUGACCUCCAACGGGCAGCCGGAUCAGGCACGUUCCGCCCGUUAUGUGCUCAAGGAUUAUGUCAAUGGAAAGCUGCUGUAUGCCAUGGGUCCGCCGUCAGUCAUACAGGCCGAGUACCACAUCUUUCCCGAGCGCCAGCGCAAGGCCAUCGAGGAGUCACAGCUGCCCAGCCAACAGCAGCGCGCCAUGCGCAUCGACAAGAGCACGUCCAAGGAGCUGGACCAGCAGUUCUUCGAUGACAAGCCCACCCAUGCCCAUGUCAAGGGACGCACCAAUUUCCCAAAUGUGCGCCUGGCCAACGACGGCACUUUGGAGGCGAACGCAGGCCCCACAGCCAAGCCCUGGCGCCAUGUCAAGAAGGAGCGCCGCGAGAAGCUGCGCAAGAAGUUCUCCCAUUUGGAUGAGCACUAGGUGCCAAGCAACACUAUUUAUAAUGUACAUUAUUAGGAUUAAAAUUACCAUUUACCUACGCAUGAAAGUAAAUG
Drosophila obscura is the source of this 1987-nucleotide messenger RNA. It is a transcript of the gene Ns3, whose product is annotated as large subunit GTPase 1 homolog. Lineage: Eukaryota; Metazoa; Arthropoda; Insecta; Diptera; Drosophilidae. The coding region runs from base 105 to 1913 and encodes 602 amino acids. Gene Ontology annotation, cellular component: cytosol. Gene Ontology annotation, biological process: ribosomal subunit export from nucleus. The transcript has 4 exons. The record is from RefSeq and is a predicted model, not a curated record. Gene Ontology annotation, molecular function: GTPase activity; GTP binding.